UCGCUUCAAAUAAAAACUCAUUCCUCUCUCUCUCUAUCUCAGUCUCUCCACACCCAUUGAGAGAGUGUCGAUUAUACCAAUCACAUCAUCAUACAUCUUCUUCUCUCAACACCAACCCAUGGCUUCUACCACUUCUUCUUUGACCCUUUCACAGACCCUCCUGGCUCGUGCCAUUUCUCACCAUGGUUCAACUCAAUCCUCUGACCAACCCCGUCUUUCUCUUUCUUCAUCACUCUCACUCCCUACUUUCUCCGGUCUCAAAUCCACCUCUUCGUGCAACCCACGCGCCACCACCUCCCGUCGCCGCCUUCCCGCGCGUCAUCAACACAAUCUAGUUCGUGCUGCAGCUGUUGAAACCGUUGGCGCCACCACUGAAACCUCGUUAGUUGAGAAAUCAAUUAACACAAUUAGAUUCUUGGCUAUUGAUGCUGUUGAGAAGGCAAAUUCGGGCCACCCUGGCUUGCCUAUGGGCUGUGCUCCGAUGGGUCAUAUCUUAUACGAUGAGAUCAUGAAAUAUAACCCCAAAAACCCCUACUGGUUCAACCGUGAUCGCUUCGUGUUGUCUGCUGGACACGGCUGCAUGUUGCAAUAUGCUCUGCUUCACCUCGCUGGUUACGAUAGUGUCAAGGAAGAGGACUUGAAGAACUUCAGACAGUGGGGAAGCAGAACACCUGGACACCCAGAGAAUUUUGAGACACCCGGUGUUGAAGUCACAACUGGUCCUCUUGGUCAGGGUAUCGCCAAUGCCGUUGGAUUGGCCCUUGCUGAGAAGCACUUGGCCGCACGAUACAACAAGCCAGACAAUGAGAUUGUUGACCACUAUACAUAUGCGAUUUUGGGUGAUGGAUGUCAAAUGGAGGGAAUUGCAAACGAGGCAUGUUCCCUUGCUGGGCACUGGGGACUUGGAAAGCUCAUUGCUUUCUAUGAUGACAACCACAUCUCCAUUGAUGGUGACACUGAGAUUGCAUUUACAGAAAGUGUUGACAAGCGUUUUGAGGGUCUUGGAUGGCAUGUUAUCUGGGUCAAGAAUGGAAACACUGGCUAUGAUGAUAUUCGUGCUGCCAUUAAGGAAGCUAAGGCUGUUAAAGACAAGCCCACUUUGAUCAAGGUAACUACAACAAUUGGCUUCGGGUCUCCAAACAAAGCAAACUCCUACAGUGUGCAUGGGAGUGCUUUGGGUGCCAAGGAAGUUGAUGCUACUAGAAAGAAUCUUGGAUGGCCAUUUGAGCCUUUCCAUGUCCCUGAGGAUGUUAAAAAGCACUGGAGUCGCCAUGCCUCUGAGGGUGCUGCUUAUGAGGCUGAAUGGAAUGCCAAGUUUGCCGAGUAUGAGAAAAAAUACAAGGAGGAAGCUGCUGAAUUUAAGUCUAUCAUCAGCGGUGAAUUGCCUGCUGGUUGGGAGAAAGCACUUCCGACAUACACUCCAGAGAGCCCAGCUGAUGCCACUAGGAAUUUAUCUCAGCAAUGUCUUAAUGCCCUUGCAAAGGUUCUCCCAGGUCUUCUUGGUGGCAGUGCAGAUCUUGCUUCUUCCAACAUGACCUUGUUGAAAAUGUUUGGAGACUUCCAAAAGGACACCCCAGAGGAACGCAAUGUUAGAUUUGGUGUUAGGGAGCAUGGGAUGGGAGCCAUAUGCAAUGGCAUUGCCCUUCACAGCCCUGGCCUAAUUCCUUACUGUGCUACUUUCUUUGUCUUCACUGACUACAUGAGAGCUGCUAUUAGGAUUUCUGCUUUGUCUGAAGCUGGAGUUAUCUAUGUUAUGACCCACGAUUCCAUUGGUCUUGGAGAAGAUGGACCUACCCAUCAACCAGUUGAGCACAUUGCAAGUUUCCGUGCAAUGCCCAACAUUUUGAUGCUCCGCCCAGCUGAUGGAAAUGAAACUGCCGGUGCAUACAAGGUUGCUGUUGACAACAGGAAGAGACCCUCCAUCCUCGCCCUCUCUCGUCAAAAGCUUCCCAACCUUCCUGGAACUUCCAUUGAAGGAGUCCAAAAGGGUGGCUACAUUAUUUCAGACAAUUCAUCUGGUAACAAACCAGAUGUUAUUUUGAUUGGAACCGGUUCAGAAUUAGAAAUUGCUGCUAAGGCUGGUGAGGAACUUAGAAAGGAAGGGAAGACUGUAAGAGUUGUAUCUUUUGUUUCUUGGGAGCUUUUUGAUGAGCAGUCAACUGAAUACAAGGAAAGUGUGCUUCCAGCAGCUGUAACAGCUAGAGUCAGCAUUGAAGCUGGAUCAACAUUUGGGUGGGAGAAGAUCAUUGGAAGCAAAGGAAAAGCCAUCGGUAUUGACCGGUUUGGGGCUAGUGCACCUGCAGGCAAAAUAUACAAAGAGUUCGGUAUCACUGCAGAGGCUGUUGUUGCCGCAGCUAAAGAACUCAGCUAGGUUGGAUUAGUAGUUGUCCACUUGUCCUCUAAAACUUGUUACUAUUGCAUAUGGGUUUUGGUGGGAGAUUUCCAUGAAGAGAGGCCAUUCAGAAGAGAUUUGUUUCACGACAUGGCCUCAUUUAUUUUAAUAAAAGCAAGAUUAAAAAAUAUCUUCCGUUUUUUAUGAUUUCACAGCAGAGCGACAUAGGUUGAAGAGAUUGAGAGUAGGGCCUUAAUAAUGUUUAAUGAAUUUGUGUAACUCUUGGACCUGUCUUAAGUUUUGUAAUGUUUCUUGAUUUGAAUGCAGUUCGCCAUUCGCCGCCA
Pistacia vera is the source of this 2676-nucleotide messenger RNA. Its product is annotated as transketolase, chloroplastic. The record is from RefSeq and is a predicted model, not a curated record. Bases 119 to 2371 code for a protein of 750 amino acids. Gene Ontology annotation, biological process: pentose-phosphate shunt. Gene Ontology annotation, molecular function: transketolase activity. Gene Ontology annotation, cellular component: cytosol. The transcript has 7 exons. Lineage: Eukaryota; Viridiplantae; Streptophyta; Magnoliopsida; Sapindales; Anacardiaceae.